GUUGUUUCAUAGCUAUGUAGUUUAUUGAUAUUUCAACAAAAAACAAGCGUAUCCUGGAUACCAUAAGAAGCGUUUGAAUUUAAAAAUAAAUUUGGAACAACGCGCAACUCCAGCACCGGAAAUAAUAUCGUCAGCUGUACGCAUCGAACGCCAAUGGUGUAAUCUAUAAAAGUCGAAGACUCAUCUGUCGCUAGGUGAUGAAGAUGGACGAUGAUAACAAUUUGUUCGGCUUCGAACUCGUGAAGGAAUUAUACAAAACACAAACCGCGAGACAGGAGGACCUCAUAAUCCUGUUCGUUCAUUGGUAUUUUAUAAAACACGGAUUUAGAUGUAUCGGAAUCGGCGAUACCAAAACGUUUGAACCGACAGAAAAGGGAUCACAAUUACUUCCAGAAGGAUGGAACACCCGUCCCAAUUAUGCAUUACGUUAUUUGGCCAACAGCAAAUUGUAUCUACUCCAUGCAAUAAGAUCAGAGGAAGAUUUGCUUCUAAAUUUAUUGAGGGUCGAAGGAGAAGCUGUGUCCAGUGUUCAGUUUCCGAUUAACCAGACCGUAAACGAUCUCGGUGGACCCACGCCAAAAUACCAAGAUGUCAUGAAUCUGAUUCAGAGAGAUCUCGUAGAUCCCUUACACCCUGGUAACACCUCGGAAACGUCCACUCAAACCACGUCGACGAAUGAUUCGAGGGACGACAGAUUGAGACCUGAUCCUUUAAGGGUAGGACGGCCUGGGCCGUAUCCAGGCCCUGCUGCCGAUCUUCUGAGAGUCGGAGCCGCAGAUUUAGAUCCAUUGGCACGUGGCGGUGGUGGAAUGAUCUUCGAUCCAUUUGCUGCGCGCAAUCAUGUGCAUCCCAACAGGCCCGAUGUAGGGAUACCGGGAAGGCUACCACCUGGAGCGGUCCCGCCAUUCGCCAGAUUCGAUCCCUUCGGUCCACCGGACCCUGACCCGCCUAGACCGAGACGCCGUUUACCAGAAUACGGUGAAAAUAUGUUCAUGUAAAACGAACGAAAUGUAACUACCACAAAAUACAUCUGUCUGACGCAUAGCGAUCUUUAUAAUUUUGUAACUGAGAAAAAAAGUGAAAAAAAAAUAGAUAGAGAACGACGAAGCUGUUCUUAGAAUAAACGUCUCCGCUUGUUCGGAAGAUCAGGGAAAAA
Molecule: messenger RNA, 1156 nt
Organism: Ceratina calcarata
Lineage: Eukaryota; Metazoa; Arthropoda; Insecta; Hymenoptera; Apidae
Gene: PI31
Product: Proteasome inhibitor 31 kDa
Exons: 6
Coding region: 198-998 (266 amino acids)
Biological process (GO): proteasome-mediated ubiquitin-dependent protein catabolic process
Molecular function (GO): endopeptidase inhibitor activity; proteasome binding
Source: RefSeq, a predicted model, not a curated record